AUGUUUGGAAGUUUCAAGAAUUCCAUGAUAGUUGAAUUUGAAAUGUCUGAUCUUGGCAUGAUGCAUUAUUUUCUUAGCAUUGAAGUGAUGCAUUCUUCAAUUGGAAUUUUUCUUUCUCAAAAGAAGUAUGUGCAAGAAAUCUUAGACAAGUUUCAGAUGAAGGAUUGUAAUCCUGUAAAUACUCCAUCUGAGUUUGGUAUGAAGCUAAACAAAGAUAAUGGUGGAAAGAAGGUCGACGACACUCUUUACAAACAAAUAGUGGGGAGUUUAAUGUAUUUGACGACAACAAGACCUGAUAUAAUGCAUGCUGUAAGUGUGAUUAGCAGGUACAUGAAAUGUCCUACAGAGAUUCAUCUCUUGGCUGCAAAAAGAAUUUUCUGGUACUUGCAAGGUACUAAGGAGUUUGGGUUGUUCUACAAGAAUGGAGAAAAGUCAGAUCUAUUUGGCUUUACAGUCAGUCUAGCUUGUGCUUGUCAAGCUAUUUGGUUAAAGAAAAUCCUUAAAGAGCUGCAUUUCAAGGAGGAUGGACCUACUCAGAUUUAUAGUGACAACAGUUCAACAAUAAAGCUUUCAAAAAAUCCAGUUUUACAUGGUUGA
Vitis riparia (riverbank grape) is the source of this 597-nucleotide messenger RNA. RefSeq lists its product as uncharacterized. The coding region runs from base 1 to 597 and encodes 198 amino acids. The transcript is spliced from 2 exons. Lineage: Eukaryota; Viridiplantae; Streptophyta; Magnoliopsida; Vitales; Vitaceae. The record is from RefSeq and is a predicted model, not a curated record.